Molecule: messenger RNA, 2231 nt
Organism: Adineta steineri
Lineage: Eukaryota; Metazoa; Rotifera; Eurotatoria; Adinetida; Adinetidae
Source: the annotation of a GenBank genome assembly
UUUUUUUCUUUUGCAACGUGUAACUUGCGCGUGUAUGUCGACAAAAGAAAGAAUGGAUGAAUUUAUAUAGUGUAAUGGCGUCGUUCGAUACAGAAAGAAAAAAAAACUGCCACUACCAACAUUAACUCGACACGUAAUACUAUCAUCAUCUUUUUUUUUUCAACCUUUCUAUCCCCCCCCCUUCUCGUUCUUUCUUUCUUUUACUUGUUCUCUUUUCUCGAAUCUUAACGACUAUAACAAAUGAUGACGACACGAAACGUCAUUAUGUUAUCCAUUUACCAAGUGCAAAACAACAACAACAUCAACAAAAAAUAUAGACAGAAAAGAACAUAUACAUGCACUUAUAACUAAAGAAAAGAAAAAGAAAAAGGGUUUCAAGGUAUACCAAUAUAUUUAAUGACUCAUAGUUGAAGGCUUUUUUUUCUCUCUCUCUCCCUGAUUUUGUUUAUGUACGUUCUUAUCGGACAUUACGUACACAUUUGUCAAAGUUAAAAAAACAGUAAUUUCAUCAUCCAUAUUUUUUUGUUAUUUGUUUUUCUCUAGGUUGGGAUAUACGUCAUUUAGAACAUAACGUUAUUUAUUGGGAUAUUGUUGUUGUCACUACAUUGGACAUUGUUCAAAAAGAUGCUUAUGAUGCUUUAAUACAACAACGUUCAACAAUUAAUCGUAUACCACUUGGUGUCGACUAUCUCGUCAUUACUGAUCCUGGCAAGAUUGGCAAUGGCGGAAGUACAAUGCAUGCAAUGCAUGUACUUGAACAGCAAUAUGGUUGGGAAAUUUUACGACAAAAACGUAUUUUACUCAUUCAUGCUGGUGGUUAUUCACAAAGAACACCAACAACAAGUUGUCUUGGAAAAAUUUCUACUAGUAUUCCGAAAGGAUGGCCAACAUAUGAUUUACUUGAUAUUAAAUUAGCUCUUUAUUCAUUAUUUCCUGCUCGUAUGCCUCAUGGAGGUGUUCUUCUCUGUUCAUCCGAUACAAUUGAAUUAUUUGAUGAAUCUCAUACACAUACUGAUUGGCAAUUAACAGAUGAUUUUGUUGCAUUUGCACAUCCAUCAUCACUUUCAGUUGGUACACAACAUGGUGUUUAUGUACUUGAUCCAACUGAUAAACGAAAAUGUAUUUGUGUUUUACAAAAACCAACAAUCGAACAAAUGAAAACACAUAAAGCCAUAUGGUGUCAUGGUGAAGAAGAAUUUGUUUAUACUGAUAGUUUAUAUUAUUUUAAUAUGAAUGUUGCUCAACGUUUAGCUGAAGUUUAUCGUCAAGAACAUAAUAUUCAAUGUGAAAUUGAUUGUUAUGGUGAUUUUAUGAGUCCAUUAGGUAUAUGUCCAUUACCUCGACCUAUCGACAAAGAGAAUGAUCAUAAUCAUCAACAACAACAUAUACGAUUAAAACAAAAAGUUUAUGAUGCUUUACUUGGAUGUCAUUUACAAGUUAUCAUAUUACAUAAAUCAUCAUUUAAUCAUACAGGUACAAAUGAUGAAUAUCUUGAUAUAUGUUGUGGAAAUGGUAAAACGGGUCAUGAAAUAUUUGAUGCUUUACAAUUAGAAAAACAUAUUGGUUGUAAAGUAUUUGAUGAAGGUAGACAUGAUGCAGUCGAUUUUUGGCAUGGUAUUCUUCCAGCAUUACCUCAUGGUGAUACAUUACAUCAUCAACCAUCUGCUCCUGAUGUUCAUGGUUGUAUUAUACAUAGUUUUAUUCAUCCAAAAUGUCGAUCAUCAAAACGUUCAUUACUUGAAUAUUGUUGUAUUGGUAUACCAAUACAAACAGGUGAAAAUACCAUAUUAAGUAAUAUAACAUUAUUAACAUAUUCAGAUUUACAUGAAAAUAUUCUUCAAAUUCCAUCAAAUAUAAUUAUACAAACAAUACCAUUAAAUGAUGAACGUUAUGCAACAUUUGCAUUUGGUUUUCAUGAUAAUAUGAAAGCAACAUAUAAUAAUGAUGAAAAAUUAAUGUAUUUCGGUCAAACACUUUCGACAAUAGCUACAAAACUUCAUUGUCAUAUAGAUGAUUUAUUUGAUAAUGAAAAUGAGAAAUCUUUAUGGACAUUAAAAAUUUUUCCUGUUACAAAAAAUCCGAAUGAAUCAUUUGAGAAAACUUUAAAAAUAAUUUUAUUGAAUGAUUUUAUUAAAUCAAAACAAGAGUAUGUAUCAAUUAAAGAAAUUCUUAAACAACGGAAUAUAUCAGCAAUAAUUCAUUAUCGAUCAAAUUUAAUUAAUUGUACAUAA